UAGCUGAUUCUUCUGACACCUGAGCGAGGAACAGCGUGUCUUGUAAUAACUUAUGCAGUGACUCAAAACAAAUAAAAUGUAUAAAUAAGUCAUGGUGUCAAGGCCUCCCGUGAAGGGCAGGGAACUCUUGCAUCACAGGUUUACAUCGAAAUAGUUGACUGCACUGUCUUCGUGGAUAGGUUUUGACUUCAUGUUAUGUAACCUAGAAGUAGAAGAAAAGUAGACCAAAAAAAUAAAUCACUUAACAAGACACAAUGAUGAGUAAACUAUUUAGUCCAGUGCAGAGAACUGUCUAUGUUUUGACUUGCGCCUUGAGACAACACUCUACAAAGGCUGCCCCAGCUGUUGGCCCUGCAAAAAUAGGUGUCAAAUCUGAGCAGGUCUUUAACAGAGAAGAUAAGUUUGGAGCUCACAACUAUCACCCUUUACCAGUGGCCAUUCAGAAAGCCAAAGGUGUCUUUGUGUGGGACAUAGAAGGCAACAAAUAUUACGACUUUCUUAGCGCUUAUUCUGCAGUAAAUCAAGGUCAUUGUCACCCCAGAAUAAUUAGUGCCCUUAAAAAACAAGCAGAUAUUGUUACGCUAACAUCUCGUGCAUUUUACAACACAUGCCUGGGUGAAUAUGAAGAAUACAUUACCAAACUUUUUGGCUAUGACAAAGUAUUGCCUAUGAACACAGGUGUUGAAGGAGGAGAAACAGCAUGUAAACUAUCCAGGAAGUGGGGAUAUAAAGUAAAGAAAAUUCCAGAAAACAAAGCCCGUAUUAUUUUUGUUGAAGGCAACUUCUGGGGUAGAACUCUUGCAGCAGUGUCAUCCUCCACAGAUCCAUCUAGCUUCAAGGAAUAUGGCCCAUUCAUGCCUGGUUUCAGUGUUGUGCCAUAUGACAAUGUGGAAUCUCUAGAGAAAGAAUUCCAGGAUCCUAAUGUGUGUGCAUUUAUGUUUGAGCCUAUACAAGGUGAAGCUGGAGUUGUGGUUCCUCAUGAUGGAUACCUGAAGAAGGUUAGGGACUUGUGUACCAAAUACAAUGUUUUGAUGGUUGCUGAUGAGGUGCAGACAGGAUUGGGCAGAACAGGAAGACGACUGGCUUGCGACCAUGAGAAUGUACGCCCAGAUAUUGUGAUUUUGGGCAAAGCUCUUUCUGGAGGUGUAUUGCCUGUGUCUGCUGUGCUGGCUGACAAUGAAGUUAUGUUAACAAUCCUCCCAGGAGAACAUGGAUCCACAUUUGGUGGUAAUCCUCUUGCAUGUAAAGUUGCAUUAGAAGCCUUGCAGGUGCUUGAAGAAGAGCAAUUGGCAGAGAAUGCUGAGAGACUUGGUAAUAUCUUAAGGCAAGAGUUGAAUAAACUCCCAAAGAAUAUUGUUAGCAUUGUUAGAGGGAAAGGUCUUCUAAAUGCUAUUGUCAUUAAUCCAGGUUUUGAUGCAUGGGAAGUUUGUUUGAAGCUGCGUGAUAAUGGCCUACUGGCAAAACCCACUCAUGGUGACAUCAUUAGAUUCGCUCCACCCUUGAUGCUAACAGAGGAACAAUUGAGAGAAUGUGUGGACAUUAUUUCAAGAGUUAUCUUGAACUUUAAAUAGGUGACAAAAAAUUAAGACUUUUCUUCAGAAUCUUUGUAAUUAGGUAACAUUUUCUUGAGGUACUGUUCUAAAGUUGCCUCACAAUAUUUUCUUACAAUUCUGAAAUCAUCAAAGAUCUGAUUUAGUACAUUACAGAUAUGUCCUGUUUGAAAAUAGAUUGCUAGUCAAUUGUAUGCUAGAUGAAUGCAAUCUCUUAAAUUCUCAGCAUUUAGGAAAGUUGUUUUUUUUAUUGACUAGUAGUGAGGAAGAUGUUGUCUUCAAAUCUGACUUCACUGAAACCUUUCUAUGCCUUUUUUUUUUGUUCCGCUUUACUGAAGGUUGUGAGAACUUUAUGAUCUACCUUUUAUUGUGUCUAGUAAAAAUGCCUGUUAGUCUUUAGAUAUACUCUUUUUGUGAAGAUCUCUUGAGGCUUGUGCUUAACGAAUCUGUUUACAGGGUUUAUAAUAAGUCAAUUUUCUUUUGCUUUGUACUGAUUCUCAUGCAUUUAAACAAAAGAUAUAAAUGCUUUUUACAUAAUUAGUCCAUUUACAUUUGACACUGUGUUAAAUAUGUAAACUUUAUUUCUAAUUUUUUUUUUUUUAUUUUGAUUCAGUCCUUACUUUUGUUUAAUAAUUUGAACAAGUUUAUUGCAUCUCUUUUGGACCUUUUUAAUUCACAAAUAUAGUAUUGCAGUUAGUUAUGUGGAUUAUUGGUGUUUCAUAAUAAUUUAUAGAUCUAGCAUAAUAAAAUUUUGUAUAAAGUCUUAAGAACAAACUAUGGAACAAUACAAAUCAAAAGUGCAAUAAUAAUAAUAAUAAUGACCUUAAUCAUUUUUUAUAUUACCAAUCUGCAAGUGUAUAAUGCUAUUUUAAACUAUAUCAAUAAGUUGUUUUCUGUGAAGCUUUCACUAAUGUCCCACCACAGCACAUUUGUCAAUGUUUAGUGUAUGACUUUAACAUUCUGUUUGGUUUCUGAUUCAUCAGACAUGAUACUUCAGAACUACAUUAGGUCAAAAUAGUUCACUUCAUAUCACUCAAAGUGACUCAAAUCUGUACUUUUACAAAAUAUUUUGUCAGAAAUUGAUAAAAAUGAUUAAUUGAACAAACAGUAGAUUGUUAAAUUAUUAACCAGCUUUAGAUACUGGGAACUAAAAUGAAGUAACACUUAAUCUGUUUUUUCAGUAGGCUUUUAGAUAAGGAAGUGUUUUUAAGCACUCAAAGACAUGAGGACAAUUUUUUUGAUAUAUUUGUAGUGGAAGAAUCACCUCAUUACUGCCCUUUGUUUCUUCAAAGAUGUUGUGCUACACUGAAAUGUGAUACUAAUUCUUUCAUGGUAUACACCGUAAAUGAAUGGCGAUAUUUUUAUAUAUAUUUUAAUUUAUUUCAAUGAUUUUUUGACAUUGUUAGUAUUACUGAUAUAUCAUUGGUGUCACAUUUAAGCAGGAGAGUAAAAAAAAUAAAACUGUGGGCCAAAGGUCAAGUUGCUGUUAUCUAAAACUAGUGGUUAAAUAAUAAUGUAUUUUUUCUAAACAUUAUAUUGGAAGCUUAUAACUGAGUACAAAAUAUUUUAAUAACUUGACAAUAAUUAAGUUAUUUGAUUGGACAUUUAAAAGAUACAAAUGGACAUUUUUUUUUCUAAGUAUUUUGUGAUUUACCAAAGGUUGGUAAUAAAGGUUGUUACUUUAUUUUACUUUUGUGCUGAGUUUCACCUAUAGUGAAUAAAUUUAGGUGCUUCGACACUGCA
Molecule: messenger RNA, 3293 nt
Organism: Biomphalaria glabrata
Lineage: Eukaryota; Metazoa; Mollusca; Gastropoda; Planorbidae
Product: ornithine aminotransferase, mitochondrial-like
Exons: 9
Coding region: 255-1571 (438 amino acids)
Cellular component (GO): cytoplasm
Molecular function (GO): pyridoxal phosphate binding; identical protein binding; L-ornithine transaminase activity
Source: RefSeq, a predicted model, not a curated record